ACGUGCCGGCGUCGGGCAUGUACUUCGGCUCGUACGAGGUGCUGCAGCGGCUGCUGACGCCGGCGCACCAGUCUCGCUCGGACCUGGGGCCGGCGCGCACCCUCCUGGCCGGCGGCGUGGCCGGCAUGCUCAACUGGGCCGUGGCCAUCGCGCCGGACGUGCUCAAGAGCCGGCUGCAGACAGCGCCGGCCGGCACGUACCCGCGCGGCAUCCGCGAUGUGUUCGUCGAGAUGAUGCGCAGCGAGGGGCCGCGCGCCCUCUUCCGCGGCCUGGCGCCCGUCAUGAUCCGCGCCUUCCCCGCCAACGCCGCCUGCUUCCUCGGCUACGAGGUGGCGCUCAAGGGCCUCAACAAAGUGGCGCCUGGCCUCUGAGGCCGCCGCGCCCCAGCCCGACCGGCACCGUGGGCACCCGGCGCCCCUUCCGUCACCGGCUGGCGGUCGGGGGCUGGCGCUGUCGGAGCCCCGUGCGGGUGGUCGGGGGUUUAGUGCCGCCGCGGAGAUCGCCGCCCGUUCCUGCUGAGAAGUGAGGACACGGCGGCUCGGCUAGCGUAUCUGUAUAGGGUUGGGGGUGUGUGUUCGGACGUUUCUGGUGGGGGAUUCGAGUUGGAGAGUGGCUGUGCACUGGCAGAGGUCGGCCCCGAGGUGGCAUACGCCAUGUGGUGAGCAGCAGGAAGAGGAGCAGAAGUCUGUCAGCCACCAGAGGGUUCAAGACCGGUGUGAAUAGGAUGCGCUCGUCGUUGCGCCAUGGUGUGUACUACGAUAUGUGUAUUUAGUUUCCCGCCCAUCCAACCCGCAAUUUAGCCCUGUUGUUAGCGUACAGACUUACACUCAAGACUCUGUAAGAUCUCUCGAGACCUUGCGUCAAACGCGGGUCGUGCAUUCUUGUACCACGUUUACGCUGGGCUUAUAAUCGGGUAUUUUCAAUGCAUGCUACAGGGUUUACACUAGGCAUCAUGUAGUCCACUUGAGAUGUCCGGGUGGUGGAAUGUUUACCCCGCCAUUAUCCCGCAGCUGUGUGGAGUGAGCCUGGUGGAGGAUCAUUGUUGAUCAUCCCGGUAGCUGGUCGCUAGGCGACAGUGGGCCCCACCAACGUGAGCUUGUUGAAAUGACUGCUGUGUUAUUCCGGUACAUAUCUGGGUGAGGGCCAUGUACAAGUUUCUUCUAAUGUUAAUCCGUGGAUGGCAAAUGGAUUGCAGCCUGACCCGGCUUGGUGCGGGCUAGGGCGCGGUAAUGGGGUGGACAGGGGGUGGUUGCUCCUUCCUAAACAGGAAAAGUAACAGCAGGCGCAUGGUCAUGCGAAUGAGGACUGAAAUAAUUACCUCCUCCCCCCCCCCCCCCCCCGCUCAAUGCUGGACCGGUUCUGCUCUAAUGCCCGUGGAGGAGGGAUGUUGAUUCGGUGAUGGGUGCGCUGGGGAAGACCGGGGGUAAACUUGUGAGCCCCUGGCAGUCCGGCAUGGUGGUGCGCUCUGUGAGACGGCACCCGAGACGCCCGAACCCACGUCCGUGCCCGUCACUGCUAGCAUCGCCCCGUGCUUCAGCAUCACCCCGCCUCUGCAUCCGCCGCUGCACCCCAGUCGUCCCGCACCCUGCCCCGCCCGGCGCCUCCCCUCACUCGUCGAAGAUCGGGCCACGCGCACGUCCGUGUCCCGCCACAGCACUCGUCGCACCACCGCCUUAGUGAAGAGCACCUCUGGUUGUCGUUUUGCCGCGUGCCCAGUCGGUGCGCCGGGCCGGUACCGGCGCGCCCAGCCGCGCGCGGCCGGAUAUUGGCCGGUAGCUGUACUUUGUGCACGGAAGGACAGGCGGUCGCGUGGCGUCCGGUCGACGCGAGCUGCGCCGCAGGGAGUCCCGGUGCCGCGUCCACUUGUUUCGAUGUGCAGUAUCCGUGGAAUAUUCAUGGUACAAGCAGGAACGCUCGGUUGCAUGCUGUCCGGUUGUUCAGAGCAUGAAUGUUGCAAUAGGUGCGCGCUGUGCUGAGCAGUUUAAACGUGCAGACAGUACCCACCGUCGUCUCGAUGUGACGCAAUUGACGCAGAUUUGAGGGGCGUUGUGAAAAUCGUUUGCGACGUGCACCAGGGCUUUCGACAUGAGCUCAUGUAAUAGGUCGGGACCUGCCGGAUAAGGGGUGGCGGCCUUCGUGGAAGCGUAGUAUGCCAUACCACCAACAUGCACGGCGCAGCGUUGAUGCCUGACGAGAGACAGAGCGGUGACCGUGGCUAGGCCCUGCCAGAAGGCAGCCCACUGCGGCAUGACAGCGCGUGGCCGUCCCGAGCACCCAACAGCGGGAAGUGAGCGUCAGCUCCCAGACAGACCGCCGGCGCGUUUGUGUGUGUGCGCGGAUGGUGCCAACUGCCCCGGUCGGCGCCGUCACGCGCCGUCGCCGCUGCCAGCUGCUGGGUCUGCAACGUGUCCUGUGUUGGCGUGUUUUGAAUAUAGACUUAUCUCUUACG
Molecule: messenger RNA, 2449 nt
Organism: Pollicipes pollicipes
Lineage: Eukaryota; Metazoa; Arthropoda; Thecostraca; Pollicipedomorpha; Pollicipedidae
Gene: colt
Product: carnitine/acylcarnitine carrier protein colt, mitochondrial
Biological process (GO): carnitine transmembrane transport; mitochondrial transport
Cellular component (GO): mitochondrial envelope
Molecular function (GO): O-acyl-L-carnitine transmembrane transporter activity
Source: RefSeq, a predicted model, not a curated record